AUGUUCAUCUUUAUUUUAAAGAAGGUCCACCAAAAAGAAAAAGAAAAGACUGAAUGUGUGUUUGAAAUCAAACUAUCAAAUAUCAAAUUUAUAUCCCUUGGUGACGGUGUUGAAGUUGAUAAAAAAGAAAUCAAUUUUGGAGAUGAAGAACGUGUGGAUGUUGGUGUUAAAAUACGAGAACUUCUAUGUGUUGGCAACAGUACUAAACAUAACAUGAAAGUGCAACUUACAACCAAAAGUGGCAAUUACAAAUACACACUUGAAACACAGCCAAAUGUAGUUGUACUCGAAAGUGGGUUUGCGUGUGAAUUUGAAAUAUUUCUGACUGUUGAAUGCACCACAACACUUUUCGAGCAAAUGUUGAUUGUAACAAAUUCGUAUAUAAAAGAUGUGCAAAAAACAAAGAAAAUUGAGUUCACUGCAACUUCAAAAUUGACAACGCGACUUGAUUACCAUGAAUUAAAAGAAGAGAAAAAGCUUGGGGAAGGUUCAUUUGGGAUAGUCUUUUUAGGUGAAUUUAGAGGCAACAAAGUAGCAAUUAAGAAGAUGAAACUGAGUGAUAGUGAAAGUAAAAUGCAAGAGUUUAGAGGUGAAGUGGAGAUGUUAGAUAAGUUCCGAUGUGACUAUUUAGUUCACUUCUAUGGUGCUGUAUUCAUUCCAAACAAAGUGUGUAUGGUCACCGAAUUCGCUCAAUAUGGAUCUCUUCAAGACUUAAUAAACCACAAAUUAUCAAGUGAAAUCGAUAUGAAACUUCGUCUUAAAUUGUUAGUCGAUGCUUCUGAAGGUAUUUCAUAUUUACACGAAGCAGGCAUUUUACACAGAGACAUCAAGCCAGACAAUAUUUUAGUUUUUUCAUUAGAAAACAGCAGUAAAGCCAACGCAAAAAUUACCGACUUUGGGUCUUCGCGCAAUAUCAAUUUACUGAUGACAAACAUGACCUUCACUGCUGGAAUCGGAACACCAAAAUUUAUGUCUCCUGAAGUGUUAAAUCGGCAAAAAUACUCAAAAGGUGCCGACGUGUAUUCCUUCGCCAUUACAAUGUUGUGGUGUAUAACAUGGACUGAUCCAUUCCCCCAGACGGUGUAUCACUACGCUUGGAGUAUCGCAGAUGACAUUUCCGCCGGUAAACGACCUCAAACACUCAACUUAUUAUCUCACAAUACAAAGUCGAUAAUAGAAAAAGCGUGGCAACAAGAUGAACAUAAAAGAAGUUCAAUACAACAAGUGAGGAGUGAGUUACAGACUCUCUUAUUAGACUCUACUAUAGUAUAG
Entamoeba invadens IP1 is the source of this 1272-nucleotide messenger RNA. Its product is annotated as tyrosine protein kinase, putative. The record is from RefSeq and is a predicted model, not a curated record. Gene Ontology annotation, biological process: protein phosphorylation. Gene Ontology annotation, molecular function: ATP binding; protein kinase activity. Lineage: Eukaryota; Evosea; Mastigamoebida; Endamoebidae. The transcript has a single exon. Bases 1 to 1272 code for a protein of 423 amino acids.